Messenger RNA from Ochotona princeps (American pika), 4055 nucleotides. RefSeq names its product regulator of G protein signaling 7 binding protein (gene RGS7BP). The transcript is spliced from 6 exons. Bases 723 to 1496 code for a protein of 257 amino acids. Gene Ontology annotation, cellular component: nucleus; neuron projection; postsynapse. Lineage: Eukaryota; Metazoa; Chordata; Mammalia; Lagomorpha; Ochotonidae. The record is from RefSeq and is a predicted model, not a curated record. Gene Ontology annotation, biological process: G protein-coupled receptor signaling pathway.
GGAAGAGGGUUGCACGGACGGAUCACAUUAGUAUUCCCAUCCUAUCAAUGUGCGGGGCCGCAAGCCACGUCAGCCAGACCCAGUCCCUGCGUCUGCCAGUCCCGCCACGGAUUCAUUCGGGAUCCUCAAACCGACGAGCCGGUAGAGGCGAGGGAUCGAUGUAGCCGAUUGGAGCCAAUUGCCUGCUUCGGAACGGCCAGCCCUUCCAGGCCCGAUGACAGUGGAGGGAGGGAGAAAAGACGAAACCAGUGCCUCUGGGGGAAGACACUGAGGCAAGAGCGACACCCCUCCCACCGCCCCCCGCCUUGCAGCGCAGGCUUUGAACGCUUCCCCCCCCCCCCCCCCCCAUCUGAAUGGAAACUCGGAGCCGCCGGGCGGAGCGUUCCUUCUGGCCCAGCUUCGCGAUCCAUGCCCAGAGGAAGGCGAUGCGCGCCCGCGCCAGCGUCCAGCUCCCGGGACAGGGCCGGCGAUGCUGCUGAACAGAACUUGAUCGCGCCCCUUCCUUGUUGCUAGUGGAAGCGAUGCUGCAAGGCACAGCCAGCGCUUCCCCGGCUCUCCUUCAGGCUGAAGGUUACCCGCCCGCACAGCCAGCCCCUACCCUGUGAGCGCCGCGCCUCCGGUCCCGGCUCCGGUUUGCUUGGCGGCAGCGCGCAAGGCAACAACCGGGCCGCCCGCGCCGGGGCGCACUGCACCAGCGGCUUCGGCUUGGUGGAUGUGUAUGCAUGAGUUCUGCACUGAAUGGGCGCAAAAAGCGCCCCAGCCGGUCCACCCGCUCCUCAAUCUUCCAGAUCAGCAAGCCUCCGCUGCAGAGCGGGGAUUGGGAGCGCAGGGGCAGCGGCUGCGAGAGCGCCCACAAAACCCAACGAACCCUGGACGACUGCAAGAUGCUUGUCCAAGAGUUCAACACGCAGGUGGCCCUGUUUCGAGAGUUGGUCAUUUCCAUUGGGGAUGUCUCGGUCAGCUGCCCCUCCCUGCGGGCGGAAAUGUACAAAACAAGAACCAAAGGCUGCGAAAUGGCCCGUCAGGCACACCAAAAACUGGCUGCCAUCUCAGGCCCGGAAGACGGUGAGAUCCACCCCGAAAUCUGUCGGCUCUACAUCCAGCUCCAGUGCUGCUUAGAAAUGUACACCACAGAGAUGCUCAAGUCCAUUUGUCUGCUGGGGUCUCUUCAGUUUCAUCGGAAAGGAAAAGAUACUGGUGGAGGAGCCAAGAGUUCGGAUUGUAAAAUUGAGGAGAGUGCUGAGACACCUGCCCUCGAGGACUCGUCCUUAUCCCCUGUGGAUGGUCAGCAGCACUCCUGGCAGGUUUCCACAGACAUUGAGAACACAGAAAGAGACAUGCGAGAAAUGAAAAACCUUUUAAGCAAACUCAGGGAAACUAUGCCUUUACCGCUGAAAAAUCAAGAUGACAGCAGCCUUCUGAAUCUAACGCCCUACCCCUUGGUGAGAAGACGAAAAAGAAGGUUCUUUGGGCUCUGCUGCCUCGUGUCAAGCUAGACGGUUCUCCCGGAAAUCCCCGUCUGCAACACCCGGCAACAUCACAAAACCGGAGGCUCUCCACGCAGCCGAACACACAGAUAUUGGUUUCUGACUAUAUUUUCUAUGCUUCCCGGUUACUUUUCUCUGCCUCCCCUGCGCUUUUAGAUGAUUUUACACUUGAAAGCAGCUGGCAUCAAGGAAAAAAAAGAACAGAUUCCCCAAGCAGGCUGUUUUUAAAAGAAUUUUUACAGCUGACAUCAUGCAUGUCUGCUCUAAACAAUGCCAUGACCGAUGCAAGAAUUAGGACUUUUAAAUGAUCGAAAGGUUUUUUUAUGCAUUAUACAGAGAAAAAUGAUUUCACAUAUAUUAGUAUAUCUCUAGCCCUCGUUGAUCUCCUGUGAGAAAUGUAUCACAUAUGAAAGAGGUCUUUAAACAUAGAAAUCUAUUUAAAACUGUAAAAUUGUGCUCAAAAUGCCAAUCAGUAUUGCUAGAAACAAGUUAUAAGCUAACAUAUGCCACCUCACUUAUUGCUUUUUCUGCACUCAUUGAUGGUUAGUCUUCCAUUCUGUCAGACUCUAAGAGCUUCGACAUGAAAAUAUCUUCACUUAUAAUGCAACAAAACAAAAACAUAUAUUUGAAAACACAGUUUGUAAAUACACAGUAAUCCUAAUACCGUCUUACACUGCAUUUUGGGCAACUAAUUUCCUUCGAUCCAAUGGUGUCUUUUUCUCAGCUUCUUGGAGAAUGAAGUAAUCCCGUCAGGCAAUGGUGUAGAAACAUAUACAAACCACCCUCUGAUGUAAAAUUGAAUAUGAUCACAUUUUGUUCUCAUUGAAAUCUGAAGCAUGGUGUCUGCCCAUCAGCAUAGCGUUAACUCUUCUAGGGCAUGCUGGAAUUAGCACAGAUCGUAACAAUAUUUAACAUUUUACAUUGUUAAUAAAACUUUUUUAGUUAAGCUUGUCUCCUUUUAGAUGACUAUGCAGAUCUGACUUCUCCAGUGCGUACUUGGUGUCUUGUUCUACGCUUAGAGUCUUGGAAGCAGGACACAUUAAGCAAUACUACAUUUUAAAACAGAGGCAGCCACUGCUUCAUGUUGCUGCUUCCUCCACUAACCUUGUAACACGGUACAAAUUUUGCUCUAUUUUCCCCGCUUCUUCCUUCGGCCCAUUUCCCAGACUGAUUUCCCUCGGGUUGAGCAAUCAAGUCUGCACUUCUUGUCUUGCUUCCCAUUGUCUGAAAAACCUUCACGGUAGACACAAGGCACCAGUGUCUGGUACAGCAGAAGACGGGCUGUAUCCCUACCCAUAGUUUAUCCAAGACACGUCCUCAGUCCUAGCCCUGUACCGUCUGGUAUUUAUGUGCACAGGCAUUUAUAUACUAGUAUUUUAACCUAAAAACCAACUCUAAUAAAACUUUUAGCAUUAGUAAAGAUGAACAGAGGUACAGAUAAGCUACUCAAAUAAUUACAAUAGUAACUUGAAUCCUAUGAAACUGCUAAUAUUUGACUGUUUUGACCUAUGAAAACUAGCAAUUCCACACAGUUUAACCUAAUAGCUGGUGUUGUGAACAUUUAACCUGGAACUGUCUUUUUAGCUCUUUUCAUUGAAAGUGAAAAAUGAUUUAAGGAGUUGCUACAGAAAUCAAAAGGCUAGACAGGUCUCUAUUUAGAUCACACCAGCUUGCUGUUAGUCUUAUUCUCGCAGUCUAGAAUUGCGUUCCAAUGAACUGGUAAUCAAUGCAUGCAUCUAGGUACGCCUGGCUUCACAAACAGAAGCACACUUGACAAAUUAUGAAAAAUCAUGGUCUUCUAAAUCAAACAUUUGCAAAACAAUUGUGAGAGUAUAUUACUUAAAGACUCCUCGUGUGAAUACUCCCUUGCAGAGUAAGCAGGCACCAUCAACUCUUCUUGGUCAGCAAUGCUGAAUUUUGUAUAUCAAGUGUAUUGAAAGCUCAGUGUCCUUUUCUGAACAUGGUUCUAUAUCCCUGAGGUUUGGCUUUUCAAGUCCAGUCUUCUGAAAUUAGUAAGCGACCCUGUACAGUACGCUCUUAGCUCCCUGUUCUCUCCAUCCUUUCCACUCUAUUGAACCCUUUGCUUCAGCCAUACUCCCACCAUUCCACGCAAAGUCAUCAAUUGAUAAACCCACCCUGGGUGUUCAGCUUGUUCUUCUAAAUGCCUGACCUAAAUCCUUUCUGCUUGGUUAAUUUGUACUCACCUCCACUUUAAUCUCCAUGUGAGAAUAACAUUUACCUUCUGUGCCACUGUCCUUUGUACAACUAAAGACUGUUAAUAAAUUCAGGUCUCACCUCCUUGUCUGAGAAGGCUGUAGUAGCUAUUCACAGAGAUGGGAAUUUGUCUAGUUACCCGGCCAGAUUUUCCAUGUCUAAGAUAAUAUAUUCAUGCUCCUCAUCUUUUAUUCAUAGUGCCUAUUUUCCAGCCUUCGAUUAGUUUUUUGUAGUUCCUAUAGAUACACUCCAAGAUGUAUAGAUCUCCCUUCAGUAGCAGGUAAUCCAGUUAAAUUCAUGCUGAAGAUCCCAAUACACCUGUAAUGGGUCAUAAACAUAGUCAUCAUUUCCCAU